Molecule: messenger RNA, 384 nt
Organism: Closterium sp. Naga37s-1
Lineage: Eukaryota; Viridiplantae; Streptophyta; Zygnematophyceae; Desmidiales; Closteriaceae
Source: the annotation of a GenBank genome assembly
AUGUCAUUCUGCGUGUUGCUGUCCUGGCCCUCACCUGCGCUGCCACUCUCACAUCCCGCUCCCUCCUCCCACCAGGUGGGCUGCCUCGUCUCAGACGAAAAAGACGCCUUCCUGCUGAGAGACCCGCGCAUGGAAGAAGAAGACGCACCUGAUGAUGUCAUCCUGCGCGUUGCUCACCUGGCCCUCACCUGCACGGCCGCGCUCACGGUCACUCGCCCCAGCAUGGCGCGCCUGGCCAAUGACUUGGAGGGUAUCCGGGGGGAGGUGGUGGGGGAGGAGGUGAACCGCGCAGCAGAGAGGGUGGAUGAGGUGGCUAUCUGGAAGGAAGUGGUGGGGGAGGAGGUGAACCAUGCAGCAGUGAGGGUGGAUGAGGACGAGGGAUGA